GCGGGGCAUGGGCUGCGGCGUGCGAGCCGAGCGGCCGGCCGAGCCCCGCCGAGGCCCGAGCCCACCCGAGUGCGCCCGAGCCAGCGGCCCCCGCCCGGGGCGAUGGAGCCGGAGCCCGGCGGGGCGGCCGCUGCGCUUCUGCGGCAGAAGAGGGCGGCGCUGCGGCGCAGGGGGUGCAGCUUCGAGAGCCCCAGCUCGGCGCCUCAGCCUCCAGGCCCACCGAUGGAUCCGCUGAGCAAGGGGUCCUGUCGGAGUCAGAUGGCGCAAACCCUUCUAUGGAAAGCCAAGUCGUCUCUGUCCUUCGGCAUCCAGCCUCUGCAGUCAUGGCCAACAGAAGACCCUGAAGUAGAGUCCCAGGUCAACCUCUCUGUCUCGGAAGACCUAGGCUGUAGACGUGGGGAUUUCAGUAGGAAACAUUAUGGAUCUGUGGAGCUGCUUAUUUCCAGUGAUGCUGAUGGUGCCAUCCAAAGGGCUGGAAGAUUCAGAGUGGAAAAUGGCUCUUCAGAUGAGAAUGCAACCGCUCUGCCCGGGACAUGGCGAAGAACAGACGUGCACUUAGAGAACCCAGAAUACCACACCAGAUGGUAUUUCAAGUAUUUUUUAGGACAAGUCCAUCAGAAUUAUAUUGGAAAUGAUGCCGAGAAGAGCCCCUUCUUCCUGUCCGUGACCCUCUCUGACCAAAACAAUCAGCGUGUCCCUCAAUACCGAGCAAUUCUUUGGAGGAAAACAGGUACCCAGAAAAUAUGCCUUCCGUACAGUCCCACAAAAACUCUCUCUGUGAAGUCCAUCUUAAGUGCCAUGAACCUGGACAAAUUUGAGAAAGGGCCCAGAGAAAUUUUUCAUCCCGAGAUCCAAAAGGACUUGCUGGUCCUUGAAGAACAAGAGGGCUCUGUGAAUUUCAAGUUUGGGGUUCUCUUUGCCAAAGACGGGCAGCUCACGGACGAUGAGAUGCUCAGCAAUGAAAUUGGAAGUGAUGCUUUUCAAAAAUUUUUAAAUCUUCUGGGUGACAAAAUCACCCUAAAGGGCUGGACAGGCUACCGCGGCGGUCUGGACACCAAAAAUGACACCACAGGGACCCAUUCAGUUUAUACUGUAUACCACGGGCACGAGAUCAUGUUUCACGUCUCCACCAUGUUGCCAUAUUCCAAAGAGAACAAACAGCAGGUGGAGAGGAAGCGCCACAUUGGAAAUGACAUCGUCACCAUUGUGUUCCAGGAGGGAGAGGAGCCUUCUCCUGCCUUUAAGCCUUCCAUGAUCCGCUCCCACUUUACACAUAUUUUUGCCUUAGUGAGGUAUGAUCAACAAAAUGACAAUUACAGGCUGAAAAUAUUUUCGGAAGAAAGUGUACCACUCUUUGGCCCCCCCUUGCCAUCCCCCCCGGUGUUUACAGACCACCAGGAAUUCAGGGACUUUUUGCUAGUGAAACUAAUUAAUGGUGAAAAAGCCACUUUGGAAACCCCAACAUUUGCCCAGAAACGUCGACGUACUCUGGAUAUGUUGAUUCGAUCUUUAUACCAGGAUUUGAUGCCAGAUUUGCAUAAGAACAUGCUCAAUAGACGGUCUUUCAGUGACGUCUUACCAGAGUCACCCAAGUCGGCACGGAAGAAAGAGGAGGCCCGCCAGGCGGAGUUUGUCAGAAUAGGGCAGGCACUAAAACUGAAGUCCAUCGUGAGAGGGGACGCUCCGUCAAGUUUGGUGGCUUCAGGGAUCUGUAAAAAAGAGCCUUGGGAGCCCCAGUGUUUCUGCAGUAAUUUCCCUCAUGAAGCCGUGUGUGCGGAUCCCUGGGGCCAGGCCCUGCUGGUUUCCACGGAUGCUGGUGUCUUGCUAGUGGACGAUGACCUCCCGUCAGUGCCCGUGUUUGACAAAACCCUUCCGGUGAAGCAGAUGCACGUGCUCGAGACUCUGGACCUCCUGAUCCUCAGAGCAGACAAAGGGAAAGACGCUCGCCUCUUCGUCUUCAGGCUCAGCGCUGUGCACAAGGCCAUCGAGAGCAAACAGCCCGUGAAGAGCAGGUGUGACUGCAGGGACAACAAGCUGGAGAAGACAAAAGGCUGCCACCUCUACGCCAUUAACACUCACCACAGCAGAGAGCUGAGGAUAGUCGUCGCCAUCCGGAACAAACUGCUCCUGAUCACGAGGAAACACAACAAGCCGGGCGGGCUGGCCGGCAUCUCCCUGCUGUCGCCCCUGUCGGAGUCACCCGUGGAGGAAUUCCAGUACAUACGGGAGAUCUGUCUGUCCGACUCUCCCGCGGUGAUGACCUUAGUAGAUGGGCCAACCGAGGAGAGUGACAAUCUCAUCUGUGUGGCUUACCGACACCAGUUUGACGUGGUGAAUGAGAGCACGGGGGAGGCCUUCCGGCUGCACCACGUGGAGGCCAGCAGGGUUAAUUUCGUGGCAGCUAUUGAUGUGUACGAAGAUGGAGAAGCCGGGCUGCUCUUGUGCUACAACUACAGUUGCAUCUAUAAAAAGGUUUGCCCGUUUAAUGGGGGCUCUUUUUUGGUUCAACCCUCUGCGUCAGAUUUCCAGUUCUGUUGGAACCAGGCUCCUUACGCGAUUGUAUGUGCUUUCCCAUACCUCCUGGCCUUCACCACCGACUCCAUGGAGAUCCGCCUGGUGGUCAACGGGAACCUGGUCCACACGGCAGUCGUGCCACAGCUGCAGCUCGUGGCCUCCAGGUCGGAUAUUUACUUCACAGCAACCACUGCUGUGAACGAGGUCUCGUCUGGAGGUAGCUCCAAGGGGGCCAGUGCCCAUAAUUCUCCGCAGACACCCCCAGGCCGAGAUACUCCAGUGUUUCCUUCUUCCCUGGGGGAAGGUGAAACUCCAUCCAAAAAUCUGUACAAGAUUCCGCUCAGAAACCUUGUGGGCAGAAGCAUCGAACGACCUCUGAAGUCGCCUCUGGUCUCCAAGGCCGUCACCCCUCCCACGGCCAUCGGCCUAGGCAUCGCCGCCAUUCCCGUCACUCACUCCCUGUCCCUGUCCCGCAUGGAGAUUAAAGAAAUAGCCAGCAGGACACGCAGGGAAUUGCUGGGCCUCUCUGAUGAAGCUGGACCCAGGUCAGAAGGAGCACCAAAGCCCAAAUCAAAAGCCCGGAAGCAAUUAGAAGAAAGCCAAGGAGGCCCAAAGCCAGGGACAGCGAGAUCAACUAGCAGUGACAGGAUCACCACGGCCUCCUUGGAAAGUCCUUCUGCUCCAGAAGCCAACUCCGAGGGGCGCUACCACUCAACGGGCUCUGACCAGGACCCUGUGGCGGACAGAGAAGGCAGCCCUGUGUGGGGCAGCAGCCCCUUUCAGCUCACAGCCUCCUCGGAUGAAGACAUUAUUGACCUGAAAUAAACAGGGUCCGGAUUGAGUUUGCCAUCUUUAAUUUUUCUUAUGGAGGUUUAUACUCUUUAACCAAUUCUGACAGCAUUUCUCAACAAAAUGUGGCUUUUAGCCCACCCAUGAUCUACUGGACCAAACCUUCUGCACACCUGGACGGUUUGGGUCUCUCCAAUGUCCGGUGCCAUCUCCCUUGACCUUAGUUUCUUUCUGUUCAGGAACCAUCCGUCCCCUUGUAAUAAAGGUGGUAGAUUUCAUUGCGGUUUUAGAUUGAAACUUUGAAUAAAUCAAAAAUGUUCAUUCUUA
Mustela erminea (ermine) is the source of this 3630-nucleotide messenger RNA. It is a transcript of the gene GARNL3, whose product is annotated as GTPase activating Rap/RanGAP domain like 3. Bases 103 to 3339 code for a protein of 1078 amino acids. The transcript is spliced from 30 exons. Gene Ontology annotation, cellular component: cytoplasm. The record is from RefSeq and is a predicted model, not a curated record. NCBI's taxonomy places the organism in Eukaryota, Metazoa, Chordata, Mammalia, Carnivora, Mustelidae. Gene Ontology annotation, molecular function: GTPase activator activity. Gene Ontology annotation, biological process: regulation of small GTPase mediated signal transduction; activation of GTPase activity.